AAUUUAUUAAAAAACAAUAAUAAUAGAAAAUCGUAUUUAACUAUCUUGUGCUGCAAAAAAGAACGUGCUGUAAAAUCAAUUCAACGAAAAUAUGUCGCUGACACUUUGGAAUUCGAGAUUUUCCGUAACGUUAUUGCGCCAGCACACGACGAUAUUUACGUCAGCUGCUCCAAUAACAGCUGCGCAUAGUUUACACUACAACUACACGUUCAGUACGAAUUCGAAAUCACAACAACGGAGAAAUCUAGCAACAACAACAAGUAACUAUGAUUACGAUCUGGUUGUGAUUGGUGGCGGUUCCGGUGGCUUGGCCUGCGCCAAGGAGGCUGUGGCCAAUGGCGCUCGUGUUGCCUGCCUGGACUUUGUCAAGCCGACGCCAACGGGUACCAAAUGGGGUAUUGGCGGCACCUGUGUCAAUGUCGGUUGCAUACCAAAGAAGCUGAUGCAUCAGGCUUCGCUGCUGGGCGAGUCUGUGCAUGAGGCUGCCGCUUAUGGCUGGAAUGUGGAUGAGAAGAUCAAGCCCGAUUGGAACAAACUGGUCACCUCGGUGCAAAAUCACAUCAAGUCUGUCAACUGGGUGACUCGCAUCGAUAUGCGUGACAAGAAAGUGGAGUACAUCAAUGGCUUGGGCUCCUUUGUGGACUCACACACACUGUCCGCUAAACUGAAGAGCGGCGAUCGCACAAUCACCGCCCAGACCUUUGUGAUUGCUGUGGGCGGUCGUCCACGCUACCCCAAUAUUCCCGGCGCCGUUGAGUAUGGCAUCACCAGCGAUGAUAUCUUCAGUCUGGACCACGAGCCCGGCAAGACACUUGUCGUGGGCGCUGGCUACAUCGGCCUGGAGUGCGCUGGCUUCCUGAAGGGUCUGGGCUAUGAGCCCACUGUGAUGGUCCGUUCGAUUGUGCUGCGUGGCUUCGAUCAGCAAAUGGCCGGUCUGGUUGCCGCCUCCAUGGAGGAACGUGGCAUCCCAUUCUUGCACAAAACCGUGCCUCUGUCCGUGGAGAAGCAAGCCGAUGGCCGCCUGUUGGUCAAGUACGAGAACACAGAGACUGGCGAGGUGGCCAGCGAUGUCUUCGAUACGGUGCUGUGGGCCAUUGGCCGCAAGGGUCUUGUCGAGGAUCUCAAUCUGCAGAAUGCCGGCGUCUUGGUGCAAAAGGACAAGAUUCCCGUGGACAGCGAAGAGACAACCAAUGUGCCCCACAUCUAUGCUGUUGGUGAUAUUAUCUAUGGCAAGCCCGAGCUGACCCCCGUCGCUGUGUUGGCCGGUCGCCUGCUGGCGCGUCGUCUCUACGGCGACUCUGAUCUGCGCAUGGACUAUGCCGAUGUGGCAACCACUGUGUUUACGCCCCUUGAGUAUGCCUGCGUCGGCCUGAGCGAGGAGGAUGCCGUUAAGGCGCACGGUGCCGAUGAAAUCGAAGUGUUCCACGGCUACUACAAGCCCACGGAGUUCUUCAUUCCCCAGAAAAGCGUGCGCUAUUGCUAUGUGAAGGCAGUGGCCCAACGCUCUGGCGAGCAGCGUGUCUAUGGCCUGCACUAUCUGGGCCCCGUGGCCGGUGAGGUUAUCCAGGGCUUUGCGGCCGCACUCAAGUCUGGCUUGACCAUUCCCACGCUGAUGAACACGGUGGGCAUCCACCCAACCACCGCGGAGGAGUUUACACGUCUGAGCAUCACCAAGCGCUCUGGCUUGGACCCCACACCAGCCAGCUGCUGCAGCUAAACACUUCGAGUGCCCCACCCCAUCAAUCUAAACGUAUUGUCCCUUUCUCCCCCUUCAAAAAGAACAAAACAAAAAUGAAACCAAUCAACACAGAACACAAUACUACACGACAAAGAUUGUCACCAACGAAUUAGAAGAGUUGUUGCCGUUUUUAUUUAGAUUC
This is a messenger RNA of Drosophila nasuta, 1880 nucleotides long. RefSeq names its product thioredoxin reductase 1, mitochondrial. Bases 92 to 1717 code for a protein of 541 amino acids. Gene Ontology annotation, biological process: glutathione metabolic process; cell redox homeostasis; cellular response to oxidative stress. Gene Ontology annotation, cellular component: cytosol; mitochondrion. Gene Ontology annotation, molecular function: flavin adenine dinucleotide binding; glutathione-disulfide reductase (NADPH) activity; thioredoxin-disulfide reductase (NADPH) activity. NCBI's taxonomy places the organism in Eukaryota, Metazoa, Arthropoda, Insecta, Diptera, Drosophilidae. The record is from RefSeq and is a predicted model, not a curated record. The transcript has 4 exons.